CCACAACGCCGACAAUGAGAGCAGCAGCAGGGCUCCCCCUGCUGGGCCUGCGCGCCGCGCUGCGCCAGCACCCCGCUGGGCCGAGCACGCUCCGCUCCCGUGCUCCCGUGCCACACUCGCCUCUGGUCAACGCUCUCCGCAUCCCCCGGUACACUCCCUCCCGCUCAAUACACUCGUCGCCGCUCUCGGCGGCGCGCCAGGCAAUCGGCAAGAUCACGCCCAAGCGCAUUGCGAUCCCGCUCGGCGAGGGGACGUCUGGGCGCGAGGGCAUGCCCAAGGCCAGCGUGUGGCGGCCUAUUGUGUUCUGUAUCGGCCUCGGCGGCGUAGCGUACGCCUAUGCGUCGCUGUACACCAACGCCGACACGGCGCAGUGGAUGCAGGCGCUUGGCUCGGGCAGCGUGUGGCGCAUGGGACGCGAGCCGACCGACCGCGACCUCGCGCGCGCAAAGCAGAUGCAGCGCGUCAAGGUCGCCCGCGAGCACCUGUCCACGCUGAGCGGACGCCUCGGCUGGCUGCCCUCCUGGGCCGAGGAGUUCAUCGUGCGCUCGUACGUCAUGUUCUCUGAAUGGCGCAUCGAGAGCCCGCCCGCCGAGGUCGUCCCCAUGGCCAUCGUCGCGGGCAUGGGCGUCAUCUUCCUCAUGUGGCAGAGCCCCCGCCUCCAGCCCUUCAUGCGCAAGUGGUUCCUCCACCGUCCGGUCUUGCUUGGUGCGCGCCCGAAGAAGGAGUGGGCCAACUGCGUGACGCUUAUCACGUCGGUGGUGUCGCACCAGGGCCUCGCCCACUACGCGUUCAACUCGAUCGCGCUCAUCUCGUUCGGCUCAGCAGCGUACACGUACCUCGCGACGCCUGACCCCGCGCUCCCGCACCUCGCGACCUCGACGCACACGCCGCACUUCCUUGCGUUCCUCCUCGCCGCGGGCCUGUUCUCAAGCCUCGGCUCGCACCUGUUCACAAACCUCGUGCGCCUGCCCCGUCUCCUGCGCGCACUGCAGUCGCCCGCGCGGCUGAGCUCGGCGCAGGCGCUUGCCGCGCACCAGGCCAUCCUGCCCUCCCUCGGCGCCAGUGGCGCCGUGUAUGGCGCGCUGACGAUGACGGCCCUCGCGUUCCCCGACUCAAGGGUCAGCAUCAUCUUCCUCCCCUGGUUCAGCUUGCCUAUCGGCCUCGGCGUCUUCGGCAUGGUUGCCGUCGAUAUCGUCGGUCUCAUCCGCGGCUGGAGAUCGUUUGACCACAUCGCCCACUUGUCAGGCGCGGCCUUCGGCCUCAUCUACUACCACUACGGCAAGCCGGCGUGGACGUGGCUCCGCAUCAAGAUGGGCGCGCAGCCCACCAGCAGCACGGGAUACUUUUAGAGGAGGCCGCGGCGUGGCGUAUCUGAGAAAGCACGGAGACUAGCAGCAUAUCGUUUCAUACAGUACACUAAGCAUCAAGGAUGAACCUCCUCCCCAGCUCCACGUCCUACACUCGCCGGUUCUCGAGCGCGCGCAACUCGAUGCGCUUGAGCAUCUGCUUGAGCAGCUUGCCGUUCUUCUGGCAGUUGUCCUCAAGCCACGUCUCAAACUCUUGCCUGAUGGCGCCGAGCUCGUUGGUGAUGGGCAGCUCGCCGUCCGCUCGCAGAGUGCGCGGGUUGAGCAACGUGUCGAACAGCUUGGACCACAGCUCCGUCUGCCAGUACUGCGGCGUCAGUUUCAGUCGCCCUAGCCCUCUCACUCACCCUCUUCAACGGCGCGUCGAUCUUGUACCGCCGUCCCUCGUCCGUCUCGAUCGCCUCAGUGGCAAUGUACUUGCCAAAGAGGAGGCAGUAGCAGAUGCUCGCCAGGCCAAAGUAGUCCGCCUCAAAGCUCCACGGACGUCCCUCGCGCAUUUCGACGCAGUCGCGCUCGUCGGUCGGCCAGUCGGCAACAAAGGUCUGUUGCCUGCCGGCGGGGAAGAGCGACAGGUCGGCGGCACGCCCAAAGUCGAUGAGACGCACGCCCUUGUAGCUCCAUCCGUUACCUCCGCGGCGGUCGUACUGCGCAGACCACGCAUUCUUGCCACCUGCAGCAGACGGGAUCUCUUCGAGGCGGACGAGACAGUUGUCGAUCUUGAGGUCGCCAUGGAUGAUAUCAGCAGCGUGCAGCCCCUCGACGAGCCGCAGGAGCUCAAUGGUGAAGAAGAUGGCCACGAGCUCGUCUGGGACCGAAGGGCCCCCAGCGACGCCAGGAGCGAUGCCCCACACGACGGCCUUGUUGACGACGUCCAGGAGGGUGCCCUGCGGUGAGAAGUCGAGGACAAGGAACGACUCGUCAGAGUAGACGUGCAGGCCACGGGGGCGAAUGAUGGACGCGGCGAGCGACGGCUCGACGCGGGACAGAAUGCGAGAGAGGACCACUCCCUCCCAGAGAGAGCUGGGGUGUUCGACCUUGAUGGCGACGAGAGCCGCCGAGUCAUCCUCGUCCUCAUCUUCGUCGUCACUCGUCUCGUCUGCACGCGCGAUCGCAGCGUCGCGCUCCUGCGCGUCGACUGCUAAAAAGACGGCUCCAAAGCCACCCUCGCCAAGCUUCUCGCGAACCUCGAACGUCUUGGGCCCAAGAGAGAGGUUGUACGAGUCAUCUGACGGAGCCACAGAGACACGCGACGUGGUGCUUGAUCGGCGAGCCUUGGCCUUGCCUGCCCUUUGGAGGGCAGGAAGACGGGCAGAGACAGAGUGGCGCUGGUCGACAACAAGAGUCAUCGAGUUUACUGGCGGUUGGACGCGCUGGAGAAGCGCCUGCACAACGCUCGCGUCGGCCGGGUUGCAAGGGUUUGCGAGCUCGGCCAAAGGCUGCGAUGUUGCCUCGCCUGCCUGAGGAGCUGUCACGAAGUCGUCCGUCGUCGAGGUGUGGUCGACGAUGUGAAUCGUGUUCAUCAUGCUUGUCGUCGUGUCCAUAUCGCGCGCGAUGGUGUAGCCUUCUGGAACGCCGAAUGCUCCAGUGUCCACCGAUCCUGAGCGGUCGUAUGUCCCAGUAGCAGCAGUGCUGGCCGAUUGAGGAGGCUCAGUCGAGUCGUCCGCGAAAGCAACGUCGGCGGAUUGCUUGUUCGAGGCGGCCGACCGCUCCUCCUCCUCGGCGACAGAGCUGAGGUUUAAGGGCCGAGACUCAAUGGCAGCCUCAUCCGCCUCGUCAAAGUCGCUCAGAACAGAGGCUGGGCGCGAGCUUCGGAACGUCGUGUUGGUCGUCCACUCGCCGGUGCGCUCUGUGAUGGGAGUCAUCUCGUGGAUCUGGAACCGGCGCAUGCGACGUCCAUACGACGAUGGGUCCUCGUUGUUGAGCUGGUCGUCGGAUUCGUAGUACUCGUAGCGCUCCUCUUCCUCCUCUUCUUCCUCGGCAAUGCCUUCUGGCACCGCCCGAGCCUGGGAUGGGUUUCCAGUGACGGCAGGCGUCGCGAAAAUGUUGAGUGCGGGGGGAGGACGAGCGGGUGUGGCUUGCACAUAGUCGUUCUCGUCGUUGACUGGUGCAGGCGCUGCAGCAACAGGCUCCUCCUCGGCCGGCGCGUCGCUGAAGACAGCAAACGCGCGAGGCUUCGACGAGCUCGACAAUGGGGCCUUGGCCCCAAGUGGUGCUCGUGCCGGCGUGUCAGAGAAGAUGUUCAUCUUCCUGGCAGAGGGCGGAACUGCAUUCUCGUCGUUCACGACAGGUGCCGACGCAUUCUCAUCGCUGAAGAUGUUGAGUUUGCGCAAGGAGGUAGGGGCAGGGGUGUUUUCGUCGGACACCAUGCCAGGGGUUGCAAGUUGGCGGUGUGAUGGGUGGCUGUAGUUGUUGUGGUUGUAGCCAGGUGCUGGCGUUGGCGUGGGAGGGACGACACCGCCAGGAGUCAUCAUAGAUACUUGUUGACGGGCGGGUGGCAAUGGUGUGGGCAGGGCGUUGACCUCGUCGGCAGCCUCGUCCUCAUCAUCGUCAUCAUCGUCGUCCGAGUCAUCCGAGUGGACCUUGUUGCCGUGGAUGGUCUGGUUGAAGAGGCUCAUGACUUCGGCAUUGGCCAGCUUGGUGUUGACGGUCGGGCUAGGUGGACGGGUAGUCUUCUUGGCCUUUGGUGUCGACGAGCCAGGCUUGUGCCAGCCCUUCUCCCAGUCCUUGAGCUCCUUCCAGUCACGGCUCAAAAGACCAAGCUUCCUAGCCCGGACUUCCUCAAAGCUCCACUCCUCGUUGCUGCGGAAGGUCGCAUCCCAGUCGAACAUGCGGCGCUCAGUCUUGCCGUUGGACAUCUUGGUUUCGGCGCCGCCCGUGGGGCACGUCCACGGCUGCAUAACGAAGGCAGCGGCAUCCCGCUUGGUCUUCUUGGCUGCGGGCUUGGGCGGUGGCGGGAGAGAAGGAACUGAGGGGACAGCUGAAGGAAGGCCAGUGGUGUCGUAGUUGCGAAGUGGGUCGGAGCGGAGGAGCUCGGCAUCCGACAGGGGCGCCUUGGCGCGGAUGCCACCCAAUACCUCCUGGCCACGAUGUACCUCGGCAUUGGCAGAUGCGCUGUCCUUGAAGACCUCUAAUUUUGGUGUUCGCGGGGCAACACGGCUCUUCUGAGGGAGGGUCUCGCCCUUCCACGGGGUUGCCUCGACGACGUUCUCCUUGCGGCGGCCGUCGCGCGUGCCAAAGUCUUCCCAGGGUGUAGGCUCGGGGUUCUCAGCAGCACCAGCAUCAUCAGAGAAGAUGGCGAUCUUAGAGCCGUUCGUCCCCCUGGAGAUUCUCGAGGACGAGCUGCCCGGGGUCGCACCGCUGAGCGAGCCUCCCCCAAGUCCGCCUCGGCCCACCUGACCCAGGACAGCACGUGCGGGAGUUGGUGCGGCGGGCAGUGGGUCGUCAUCCGGGAUAUCCCCUGAUGGAGGAGCCAUAAUGCGAGUGAGGAAUGCCUGGUGACGAUUCUUCAGGCGCUCAACAGGGGCGGCCUUGCGAGCCAGGCCGAGGCGAUAAACGUCGUCGGCCUUCUUCUUUCUGUACGGGCCUUCAGCAGCCAUAGCCCAC
Vanrija pseudolonga is the source of this 4967-nucleotide messenger RNA. RefSeq names its product Presenilins-associated rhomboid-like protein, mitochondrial. Gene Ontology annotation, cellular component: membrane. The coding region runs from base 15 to 1349 and encodes 444 amino acids. The record is from RefSeq and is a predicted model, not a curated record. Gene Ontology annotation, molecular function: serine-type endopeptidase activity. Lineage: Eukaryota; Fungi; Basidiomycota; Tremellomycetes; Trichosporonales; Trichosporonaceae. The transcript is spliced from 5 exons.